Gekko japonicus is the source of this 416-nucleotide messenger RNA. RefSeq names its product ribonuclease T2-like. The transcript has 6 exons. Gene Ontology annotation, molecular function: RNA binding; ribonuclease T2 activity. The annotation marks the transcript as partial. Gene Ontology annotation, cellular component: extracellular region. Gene Ontology annotation, biological process: RNA catabolic process. Lineage: Eukaryota; Metazoa; Chordata; Lepidosauria; Squamata; Gekkonidae. The record is from RefSeq and is a predicted model, not a curated record.
AGUGAAGAAGUGUCGCUUCUGCAAGGAUUCCGGUGUUUCUCUUCUCCCCCUUUUUUGUGUCACGAGCCAGGCAGUGUCAGAAUGAAACCUGUGACUCAGUGCUUCUUGAUAGUUUGGUGCUUUUGGUUUGCUGUUUGUUACGAGUCAACUCCAAGUAAAUUUGUUCAUAGUAGUCCUCACUUCCAUGACUGGAAGAAAUUGUACUUUGUUUAUCAUUGGCCAGUGACCGUGUGUAAGAUGAGCGAGAAUGAUUGCAACAAUCCGCCCAUGUAUUGGACAAUCCAUGGCCUCUGGACUGAUAAAGCAGAAGAUUGUAAUAAAACCUGGCACUUCAAUGUAACAGAAAUUAAGGAUCUCUUGGUAGACAUGAGGCAAUACUGGCCAGAUGUGCUUCACGAAAAUCGCACCAAGUUCUG